AUGGCUUCAUAUGUGACAUUCCUGUUCAACCCAACCCUACCAGACCACUGCGCGCCAACCAAUCCCUUCCUCGUCGACGUCUCCUCGUACUUUGGGACAUGCAUACCUACGCCUCUAGCUGCCCUGUCCUGUCUCCUGGGCACACUAUCAAUCAUAUCAUGGUUGUUUGCACAGAUGCCACAAAUAUUCAAGAACUAUCACCUCAAGUCAACGGCGGGGUUAUCAAUAUUCUUCCUAGCAGAGUGGUUAUUGGGUGAUUUGACGAACCUUCUAGGCGCCCUCUUCACGAGGCAGGCUGCAUGGCAGGUCGUCAUCGCAAGCUACUACGUUUUUGUGGACGUGUGCCUCGUUCUGCAGUACUUCUGGUACACGUAUGCUGCGAAGUGGGUGUAUGCGGAGAGUUUGCAUUCUGAUGCAGGCAGUGAAUUUGACGAUGCGGACAGCGAGAUCAUCAACGGGCUCUCGCCCAUAAACACGAAUUUUGCCAUCCAAGACGCAUCCGCACAGGAAUCAGAGGAGAAUAAUCAGAAGUCCGCUCAGCCAACCCAGAUCGAAGUCCCGCAUUUCUCGAGAGUACACUACGGGGAGAAGACUGGAGUCCACCGAGAAGAAGUGCAUGUCGACGAGGCAUCUGGUAGCUGGAUGCCUUCGCCAUCCCCUCGCACAUUUCUAUAUGCAGCAACCUUGUCUUCUCUUGCGUCCAAUGCCGCCGCUGCUCCAAUACCCUUUCCAGAACUCCACCGCCAGCAUGGGCUUCAUCUCUUUCGCAUUGAGACGCCUCUCGAAGUUGCCGGAACGAUCUUGUCGUGGUGCUCUACGAUACUCUACCUAGGUUCCAGGUUGCCUCAGCUGUACAAGAAUUGGAAAUUACAGUCCACCGCAGGCCUCUCGCCACUGUUGUUCUUUGCGGCAUUCUGUGGGAAUUUCUUCUACUCGACUUCUCUUCUCACCAAUCCAAAUGCGUGGAGUGACUAUGGUCCCCAUGGCCACUAUGGAUGGGUGGAUGCUGAAGGCUCUCAAAGAUGGGCAUGGGUGGCUAGAGCGGCUCCUUUUUUCCUUGGCUCAGCAGGUUGCCUGAGCAUGGACGCUAUGAUGGGAGUUCAGUUUUGGAUGUACGGAGAGGAGGAGGAACAUCUGGUCAAAGUCAGAGAUCGCUACGGGGGCCAUUGGGAGAGAGUCAAUGGCUGGAUGCGUGGAUGGAUACCAAGUAUGGCUGGGAAAGAUCGAGUUGUGGACCUGGCGGAGAGCCAAAGGUUGCUGAGCGAAAGUGGACAUUUGGGAUUGAGCAGGAGAAGGAGUAGCCAUGUUGAUUAUGGCGCAGUUGGUGGUCAUGAGUAA
Exophiala spinifera is the source of this 1338-nucleotide messenger RNA. RefSeq lists its product as uncharacterized. NCBI's taxonomy places the organism in Eukaryota, Fungi, Ascomycota, Eurotiomycetes, Chaetothyriales, Herpotrichiellaceae. The transcript has a single exon. The record is from RefSeq and is a predicted model, not a curated record. Bases 1 to 1338 code for a protein of 445 amino acids.